Melanotaenia boesemani (Boeseman's rainbowfish) is the source of this 2572-nucleotide messenger RNA. RefSeq names its product mitochondrial calcium uptake family, member 3b (gene micu3b). NCBI's taxonomy places the organism in Eukaryota, Metazoa, Chordata, Actinopteri, Atheriniformes, Melanotaeniidae. Bases 81 to 1514 code for a protein of 477 amino acids. The transcript is spliced from 15 exons. Gene Ontology annotation, molecular function: calcium ion binding. Gene Ontology annotation, cellular component: uniplex complex. The record is from RefSeq and is a predicted model, not a curated record. Gene Ontology annotation, biological process: calcium import into the mitochondrion; mitochondrial calcium ion homeostasis.
CAGGCGGUUUGAGCAGCUCUGCCCCGCUGCGCGUGUGUGUGUGUGUGUGUGUUAUCGGUUACGCCACCAGUGUAACAGUCAUGGCUGCACUGCGCAGACUUGUCCUUUCGUUCACCAAAGGCUCCAAAACGGGAACGUUUGCGACAGGGAAACAGCAAACAUCCUCGAAGGCGACAAAAGCGCUAACAGUGGUCGCAGCGGGAGCAUGCGCCGGUGCCGCCGCUUAUUACUACCGCGGGGGCCCCGAACUGACGAAGAGCCAGGUCGAGUCUCGGCUCGUGCACCUGGCGCUACCGGCAGUCUCCGCCGCCAAUAAGAAGCAGAGCUACGGCCUGGAUGGCAGAGAUGUGUACAUGUCGUCCUACGAAAACAGAUUCCGGCUGUUCAGCUCACUGGAGUACGAGGGCCAGCUCUACAUGACACCACUGAACUUCGUAGAGUCCGUCACCCUGAACGAGCCCAGGAGCAAAAGGGGAUGGAGGUCCCUCACAAAAAAGGAAUUAGACAAGAUGCUGUCUGAUACCCCGCCUGUUUGGAAAGGAUCAUCUAAUUUGUUUAGAAAUCUCAGAGAACGAGGUGUCAUCAGUUACACAGAGUACCUCUUCCUGCUCUGCAUUUUAACAAAGCCACACGCAGGCUUUCAGAUUGCUUUCAACAUGUUUGAUGCGGAUGGGAAUGAGAUGGUGGACAAAAGGGAGUUCUUAGUGUUGGAAGAGAUUUUUCGUAAGAAAAAGGACAAAAAAGACGUUACUGAGGACUCUCAAAUACUGGAUGAACAAAGCCUGCAGCUUUACGGUCAUAGCAAAUCCCAGCCAAACAGUGUUCUUAAAAAAGACGGUCAGCAUGUGGCAGCCCCAGGCAUGUGGGAUGUUCUCAGACGUGGCACAAGUCAAGUUCUGUUUUCUGAUCUCUCUGAGCACGUGGAUGAGAAAACAGAGACAACACUGCUGGUGCAUUUCUUUGGGAAAAAAGGGAAAGCUGAGUUGAAAUUUGAAGAUUUUUAUAAGUUCAUGGACAACCUUCAAACAGAGGUGCUUGAGAUAGAGUUCCUCUCUUACUCCAAAGGUAUGCCCACCAUCAGCGAGGAAGACUUUGCUCGCAUUCUUCUUCGUUACACAAACGUGGACAACGUCACUGCGUAUUUGGAGAAUGUGCGUCACAGCUUGCCAGAUGAAAAGGGAAUCACUUUUGAGGAGUUCAGGUCCUUCUUUCAGUUCCUUAACAACCUGGAGGAUUUUACCAUCGCUAUGCAAAUGUACAACUUUGCGAGCCGAUCUGUUGGUCAAGACGAGUUUACACGGGCAGUCUACGUUGCCACAGGAAUCAAGCUGACCAAGCAUUUGGUCAACACGGUCUUCAAGAUAUUUGAUGAGGAUCAUGAUGGAAAACUCAGUCACAAGGAGUUCAUUGGUGUCAUGAAGGACCGGCUGCACCGUGGCGAUGGGGGUCCCAGAGUGGAGGAAAAGUUUGUCUCAUUCAAGUCCUGCAUGAAAAAGGAGCUUUCGGGCAAAUAGGUAAACACCCCAAGAACAUUGCAUGCCAUACAGUCUGGGUCAUCUGUGUCUUCUCUGUCAGCACAGAAAGGUUAAUGCAUGCUUCAACACCAUAGAGCACUGCUCUAUGGAAGAUAAAUAAACAGGAUGUGGCACAAACAACAAGGCGCUGGCCUCAUGCAAAACUGUGGCAAACGGUCAAAUAAACAUGACUGACCCUUUGAGAACAACCAAAAUCCACUCGCUCAGUGUUACCAGACUCUAAAUUGCACUAUUAAGCUCUUUUAAAUGCUUUAAAGAUGAGGUUUAAAAAUUCAUUCUUGAUGACUUUAUUUAUUUAGCUAAAAAUAAUUUAACUUUAAUGCUGUUUCCCAUGUAAGACUGUUUUGAAUUAUUUAUGAACUCUUAUUUAUCUGGGUUUUCUGUUUCCUGCUCAGGUAGCUUUUGUCUUGUUCAGAUUUUGUCCUGAGCCCGACUGUCCAGUUGCAGAACCCUUGCAUGCUUGUUCCGGUUGUCAGUUCUGCAGCCUUCUGCACAGCUCAAGACAGCACCUCCUCCUCCUCCUCCUGUUCUCUCCAAAGCGCUGCAGCUAAAAUCCUCCAGAGCCAGCAGGAACACACUCGCUCAGUCCGUAGCUUUUUCAGUGUUUAACCAUGGGCAGCUAACAGUGUUAAUCAUUUCUUGGCUGGUAGAGAGAUGUGCUGUCAUUCUCCUGGCAGGGAUGACCUCUUUACAAAUAAAUAUGCAAAAUAUUGAAGCCAUAUACUUGGUUUGCUCCCGGGACACUUGGCUAAGACUGCCAGUGGUUUUAAAGGAGCAAUACGUACACAUGACCUUUAAGAUGUUACUGAGGAAGUCUUGAUGACUGAUGUUACCUGGUUUUCUUUAUGUGGAAGUGGGUGCUGAAAGAUAUUAAUAUGCCACAAGCAUAAUUAACAUUAUUCGAGACUACUACUUUCUCUCGAUACUAGCUGUUUGGAUUUGAUUGUUACCUUGUUCUUAUAAACAUGACUUUGACUGUUAAACUGAGUUCAGGUGCAAUUAUAAUGUGCAAUAAAUAUUAAAGUAUUUGGAUUCUU